Molecule: messenger RNA, 2599 nt
Organism: Diaporthe batatas
Lineage: Eukaryota; Fungi; Ascomycota; Sordariomycetes; Diaporthales; Diaporthaceae
Exons: 2
Coding region: 228-1592 (454 amino acids)
Cellular component (GO): cytosol
Molecular function (GO): pyridoxal phosphate binding; transaminase activity
Source: RefSeq, a predicted model, not a curated record
CGGGUCGCAACCCGGCCGAUCUUGGGACGCCCAGGCCUUGACUUGACAAACACUCCGCCGGGAUCUUGCGAUGUCGGGAGCAGUGUAACUAUAUCUGGCCCGCUUGCCUGUUUUUUCCAGAGUCCCGAUAGCCGAUUGAUGUUGCGGCAAUCUUCUACCCCCAGCUCGCAAGCUCACUUGUACCCACGGCCUGUGGCAAGCCACCAGAAACCAAGUAACUCGACAAAAUGGGCAGCGCGACCCCGACUUCCGAAGAGCUUGGCGAGCUCACGUAUCAGCUCGAUCGUGCCAACGUCUUCCACUCAUGGAGUGCUCAAGCAACACUCAACCCGCUGCCCAUUGCAGGAGCAUCAGGCAGUGAGGUCUGGGACUACUCGGGGAAGCGAUACCUUGACUUCUCCUGCCAGCUUGUGUACACGAAUAUCGGACAUGGCCACCCCAAGGUCGUCGCCGCGAUCCAAAAGCAAGCAGAGACACUGGCCACGAUAGCACCCGCACACGCCAACCUCGCUCGUGGCAAGGCUGCUGAGUUGAUACUCAAGCAUGCCAAUGGGCUUCAUCCUGAGGACAAGUUCUUCCACAAAGUCUUCUUUACCAACGGCGGAGCUGACGCCAACGAGAACGCCAUCCGCAUGGCCAGGUUGACGACUGGCAGGGACACGGUGCUCUCCACCUACCGUAGCUACCACGGGAGCACCGGGUCCGCAAUCUGUGCGACUGGUGAUUUCCGACGCGUGCCAAACCAGUUCGCUCGCGGCCACACCCACUUCUUCGGCCCCUACCCUUACAGGUCCGAGUUUUGGUCGACUUCGCCGGAGCAGGAGACAGAGCGGGCACUGCACCACCUACGGAGGGUCAUCGAGUGCGAGGGUCCAGCAUCCAUCGCGGCCAUCAUCCUGGAGACGAUCUCCGGCACGGCGGGUGUCAUCGUUCCGCCACCCGGGUGGCUUGCUGGGGUGCGGAGGCUUUGCGAUGAGUUUGGCAUCGUCAUGAUAUGUGAUGAGGUGAUGGCUGGGUUUGGCCGCACCGGUGACUGGUUUGCGUGGCAGAAUAAAGAGCUCAACCCGGAGGGCGUCACGCCUGAUCUGAUCACCUUCGCGAAGGGUGUCAACGGUGGCUACGUUCCUGCUGGAGGUGUCAUCAUCUCCCAAGCCAUAUCGCACGCCUUUGAUGAGCGUGUAUACCUAGGAGGCCUGACCUACUCGGGACACCCGCUGGCCAUGGCAGCCAUCGUCGCCACAAUCGAGGCCCAGGAGGAGGAGCGGAUACUCGAGCACGCGACUGUUAUCGGAAAGGAUGUCCUAGGCCCUGGUCUGCGGAAGCUCGCAGAGAAGUACCGCAUAAUUGGAGAUGUGAGAGGCCUCGGUGUGUUCUGGGCGCUGGACCUCGUGUCAGACCCUGUCAGCAAGCAACCAGUGGCGGGGAGUGUGAUCGCAAAGAUCAAGGAUGAGUGUCAGAAGAGGGGCUUGAUUUCAUUCUUUGUGGAGAACCGAGUCCACGUCGUGCCCCCGGCGAACAUUUCCAAGCAGGAUGCCGAGAAGGCACUGGCGAUUUAUGAUGCGGCUUUUUCUGCGAUAGAGGCGAGCAUGUAAGACUCGAGCAGAAGUGCAAAUAAGGGUGAGAAAGUCUGAAGAGUUUGUUUUGGACUUAUGAGGUUGCGCAAUAUCUCUCCAGCGGUACUAUGAUAAUAUUUAAUCUUGCACCAGAACCCCUUUCUUUUCUGGCACUGGCGGGACAGUAAUCUAAGUAACCCUUCAGGGCUCGACCCACUGCUUUGCAAUACUAUGUGUCGCUUGGGAGCCCAUCUCUGUCCGGUCUCCUGCAAUUUUUCUCCCCCGCACCAUUUGAGUUAUAGUGUUGUUUCUAUCUUACAGGCAACGUGACCAAAGAUAAAUAGGAGUUUGUGAAAUGAAAUACUUUCGCCCUUCUAGGCCCAUGGUCCUCACCUCCUUUUCCUUGCUUCAAGUAUAGCGUCCAUGUUAUAUGCCCUAGGGUAAUUGAUUAUUUACUUCGUAUAACUGCAUGAAUCCUUUAAAAGACACGACAGCCAAAUGACACGACAGAAGUUCACCGAGAACCUUCUGCCAUGAGAAAUCACCACUGCACUAACAGGCAAAACAAUCGUGCAACCGGUGUGGAUGUAUGGCAUUAAAAGGUUCUGUGAUAUCGUAAUCCUGUCGGGGACAGCUUCGCCGUCGCAACAGGGACAUGUCCGCCGGUCGUAGUCGGCGAGGUAUAGUUGUCAUAACACAUCGCGCCAAUUUUGCACCAGCACGAACCAUAGCACUGCUCGCAAAACUCGUCUGUCUCGGACGGCGGCGUGAGCUUGACCCAGUCACAUGAAGAGCUCUCACGGCGGCAAUAGAGACAUUUGUUUGUGCAUUCGGUGAGGUCGAGGGGUGAGUCGCAGCCUUGAUCACAUGUCAGACCGCAGGACUUGCAGCUCGGGUCGCAUGCUGGCCAUUGAGAGCUGGCUGGAAAGACGAAGAAUGCGAGCGGGAGGAAUAUCGAGGUACGCGGAAGCAUCUUGUGAAUAGUGGGAUGUGACUUUCAAAAGGCUUUCUUUGAAGUCGAUGCGCUUGCGGGCUCACAGUUUUAC